GUUAGAAAUGGCGGUUGGGGCGGAGGAGGGGGCUGGGGCGGGAAGCGGAGCUGUCUGGCUCGGUUCCGCCCCCGCCCCGCCAGGAAUCCGGGAGCCGGUUUGUUUCCCGAGCCCUUCUCCUUCCGUGCUCCCGACCCUGCAGGCUGUGUGCCGGGCUGGGAAGAAAGUGUGACCCGUUCGAUGGAACAAAGGACAUGACAGCCCAGGCACCAGCCCGUCCCGGUGCGGCCACUGCGGAGUAUUAGGAACGUUCCCUAAAAUGGCGGCCGGCGCGUGGGGACGGGGCGGGAGGCGGCGGCGCAAGGGGGCGGGGCGGGGAGGGGCGCGGCUGGCCAGGCUUCUGCUCCGGCGACCCCGGCGGUGAGGGCGGGUGGAGCCGCGGAGUCGUCCUCAUGGCUGCCGCGCCUGAGCCCAGUGAGCCCAAGGAGAGGAAGGCCUUUAAGCUCCUAGGAUUUUUAGAUGUUGAAAAUACUCCUUGCGCCCGGGAUUCAAUAUUGUAUGGUUCAUUAGGAUCUGUUGUGGCUGGCUUUGGACAUUUUUUGUUCACUAGCAGAAUUAAAAGAUCAUGUGAUGUUGGAGUAGGAGGGUUUAUCUUGGUGACUUUGGGAUGCUGGUUUCAUUGUAGGUAUAAUUAUGCAAAGCAAAGAAUCCGGGAAAGAAUUGCCAGAGAAGAAAUUAAAAAGAAGAUAUUAUAUGAAGGUACCCACCUGGAUCCUGAAAGAAAACACAACGGCAACAGCAGCAAUUGAACAAUCUUGAGCAUAAAAAAGUCAAUGUGAAUAAAGUUAAUUAAGAUCAACCACACAAAAGAUUUCAUGUGCAAUAAGCUCUCAAUCAAGUAAAUAAAGUUUUAAGUUGUAGUCAUUUUUUUCCC
Molecule: messenger RNA, 874 nt
Organism: Piliocolobus tephrosceles (Ugandan red Colobus)
Lineage: Eukaryota; Metazoa; Chordata; Mammalia; Primates; Cercopithecidae
Gene: COX20
Product: cytochrome c oxidase assembly factor COX20
Exons: 4
Coding region: 393-749 (118 amino acids)
Biological process (GO): mitochondrial respiratory chain complex IV assembly
Cellular component (GO): mitochondrion; mitochondrial inner membrane
Source: RefSeq, a predicted model, not a curated record